Molecule: messenger RNA, 3746 nt
Organism: Ctenopharyngodon idella (grass carp)
Lineage: Eukaryota; Metazoa; Chordata; Actinopteri; Cypriniformes; Xenocyprididae
Gene: crlf1b
Product: cytokine receptor-like factor 1b
Exons: 5
Coding region: 425-1360 (311 amino acids)
Biological process (GO): cytokine-mediated signaling pathway
Cellular component (GO): external side of plasma membrane
Molecular function (GO): protein binding; cytokine receptor activity
Source: RefSeq, a predicted model, not a curated record
AUUAUUCAGUAAUCAUAAUAAACUGAUUUAUUCAAAUUAUAAGAUUUUAGGUUUCAAUUCAAAAGUAAAAAUAAGUAUGCAUUUAUUCUUAGACUACAUAAUUGCCGACACUUUUGGAAAGGGUAUAUUUUAUUAUUUUCUGUUGAAGCCAACUUGGCUUACAAAAGAGUAAAGGAAACACUGGCUGCAGAUGCCCUAGUAAUAAUGACUUGUGGCUGUGUGGUAAGACAUGGGAGGAGCUUCAGAAGAAUCAACUUUUUCAGCUUUUGAGGCGUGCACUAUAUUGAUUCUUCUCUAAAAUUGAGAGUGAAUGUGAAUCUGAGCGUCUUCUCCGCAUAAUGGUGCUUUUCAGAUCCAGCAAUGAUUUUUACGAAGCUUUCUGGUGAUUAAGGCUUUUAUUUUUCUGCAGUUUAUGUGAAGGAGAAUGGAUUAUGCGUACGCGCGCUCCCAUCAGCAUGACAAGAAUCGAGUUGAGAGCGCGCGCGACAGACAAAUGACAAUUUCAGUCAUUAUGUUGCUUUUUGUUGCGUUUCUUCCAUAUGCGCUCACAGCACACUUGGCUGUCAUAUCCCCCCAGGAUCCAGUGCUUCGCAUCGGCUCGAGCUUGACUGCAGUGUGCACUGUUAGCGCCGAGCUGGAAAUAACAGCUAGAUCCUUGUACUGGACGCUGAACGGCAGACGUUUGGCAAGAAACACUUACAGAGUCCUGAGCCCAACCGAAUCAAGCGUCACACUUCAUCAACUCAAUGGCUCCUUGCAGCAGUCAGGAGACAACCUGGUUUGCCACCGAAGCAACGGAGAAGUGUUGGCCGGAUCGUGUAUUUAUGUUGGGUCACCCCCUGAGAAACCCGUCAACCUGACAUGCUGGUCACGAAACACCAAAGACCUCAGCUGCAGAUGGAGUCCAGGGAGUCAAGGAGAAACAUUCAUCAAUACCAAAUACAUCCUCAAGUACAAACUAAAAUGGUACGGUAAAGAGAAAGACUGCGAGGACUACACGGGACAGCCAUAUAUGUGCUACGUUCCACGCGACCUUGCCAUUUUUACGCCAUAUGAAGUCUGGGUGGAUGCGUCCAAUCAGCUUGGAUCUGCCACUUCUGAUGUGGUCACCUUAGACAUUUUAGAUGUAGUAACUACAGAUCCGCCUCCUGAUGUCCUUGUGAGCCGUGUUGGUGAUCUGGAAGAUCAGUUAAGUGUCAGUUGGGGCAGUCCUCCUGCCCUGAAGGACUACCUGUUUCAGGCCAAGUAUCAAAUACGAUACCGUGUGGAGGAGAGCGACGAAUGGAAGGUAUGGCUGGAAUUGUUUUAUCCAACGGUGUCCAAUCCUGCUCCUGGAGGGCCAACGUCCUUCAGAGUUUAGCUCCAACAUGCCCCAACACACCUGCCUGGAACUUUCUGGUAAUCCUCAAGACCUUGAUUAGCUGGUUCAGGUGUGUUUAAGCUGAACUCUGCACUCCUGAAAAUAAUGCUUUCAAAAAGUUUCACAGCGAUUCCAUAGAACAGGGGUUCUCAACUCUAACCCUUGAGGUCCUCUUUCCUGGAGAGUUUUUCUCCAAUCCUAUUUAAAUCGACCUGAACAAGGUAAUCAAAGUCUUCAGGAUUACUAGAAGGUUCAACAGAUGUUUAAGGUUCUUCAUGGAAUCAUUGAUGCCAAUAAAGAACUUUAUUUUUAAGAGUGUGGAGCAGGAUUGGACAGACCUGGUUUAGUCCAACAGAAAGCAAAAUUUAAAGCAGUGUCCAUCAUAUGCACCCUUCAGAAUCUCGCAGGAAGAAGUAUUUUUAGAUAGCAUUUUUAGGAUCACUGUUUCUGGAGGGCCAUCUUCCAGCAGAGUAUGGCUGCAUCCAAAAUCAUGUUCUUACUUACUAUAUAGUAGGUGAAAAAAAGCAUGUGACCAAAGAAGUUCACAGUACUCAUAAAAGAGAUGGUAAAAAAUGCCCGGAUGACCUACUUCUUCCUGCAAGAUUCUGAAGGGUGCAUAUAAUGGACACUUUACUAUCCCAUGAGGCCAUGGGAGCGGAUUUGUGAAUGGCAGUGAAGCAAUUGAUGCUGGCAGGUCACAUGACAGUGACAACGUGGUGAAUGUAGUACGUCUGGAUUACAUUCAUACUACACACAUUCAUACCAUUUAGUACAUACCUUUUCAGCACUUUCAAAGUAAGUACUUAUUAAAAAUAAGUACCUACUCAAGAGUAUGCCAAUUCCAGUGCAGCCUUUGACUAAUUAAACACACCUGAACAGGUAAUCAAGGUCUUUAUGCUGCGUUCACGCCAUGUCAUAAUUACGUAAAUAAAGCUCCAUGUGCUUUCAAAUCACUCUCGCGGUACUUUGAUCUCAUACACCAAUCAUACACCGCUUCAAGUCGAACACUCCUUAAAUCUGCAGUGGUCAGAUGGUACAGCGGUCACGUGGUACAAGUCGUAGCUCUCAGAAAAUUACAAGUUUACAUGCUGUAAUUACAAGUUCUACAAGCAAGUAAAGGCUUUUUACAGUUUAGAAUCAUUACGGUAAUUAUGACAUGGCAUAAAUACAUUUUUAGGAUCACUAGAAACUUCCAAGUAGGUUUGUUGGAGUCGAACUCUGCAGGAAAGUGACCCUCCAGGAGCAGGAUAGGACACCCCCGAUUUAAAGGGAUAGUUCACCCUAAAAUUAAUAUUCUGUUAUUAUUUAGGGGCCGUUUACACAACACCAUUUUCAACUAAAAAUGGAAAACUUUUUAUGCGUUUUGGCCGUUCAUUUAAACGACAACAGCGGUUUAGGGGUCUGAAACGCAAACUCUUGAAGUGCAAUUUUUUUAAAACGAUACUGUUAUCUCUGUGUAAACUACAAAACCAUGAAUUUAUGAAAAAGGUUAUACAUGUGCAUGCGUAUUACAUGUUCAGUCUAUAGGCACGUAGUGUUCCUUUACAAAGUGAUAUCGCCAACUACUGGCUUGGCAGCAUAAUACAGCGUUUUUUGCUGCUUUUCGCGGAUCUGUGUGAACGGGGAUUGUUUUGACAAUGCUGUCGCCUGUACAUGAAAAAAAACAAGGAACAUUUUUCCAUUUUUAGUACAUUGUUGUCAUGUAAACUUAAUUCUACAGAGGUUUCUUUGUUCUGUGGAACAAAAAAUGAGAAUUUGAGGACUCUCCUGGCCACCCUUUUCCUAACCCCAAAAUGAUGUACUGACUCAUAAAGGUAGUCCAGAUGCACUAUAUAAUCUUCUGAAGUCAUAAGAUAGUUUUGUUUUAUUGAAUGAUUCGUUCACUUAAUCUGAUUCUGGUUCUCAGGUUCAGCUUUCUGACUCAAUGAUCCAGCAGUUAACAGCUCACUGAGGGGAAAUUUAUCAUUAAAUAAUGACUAUAAUUUCUAUUUGUUCUUCAUAGAAACCUACCAUACAGCUUCAGAAGCUAGUGGUAUGGACCACUAUUAUGAUAGCUUUGCGCAAGAAAGUUAUACAGGUUUGGAAUGACAUGAAGGUGAAAAACUAUGACAAUUUGCAUUUUUGGGUCAACAGCUUUACCCAAAUCUUCCCCAAUAUAAUGUCUAAUGCACAUACUCAAAAUGUUAUUCUUAGUUUUUAUUUUCUAUUUCCCCUCAGGUGAUAGAUGAUGCUGGGAACCAAACGUCAUGUCGGUUAGCAGGUCUCAGAGCAGGUACUGUAUAUUUUGUCCAAGUACGCUGCAACCCAGUGGGCAUCUACGGCUCGAAGAAGGCAGGUAUCUGGAGCGACUGGAGCCACUCGACUGCUGCGUCAACACCUGGCAUUG